CUUCAUAGAAGGACACUUUGCAACAAUCCUUACUCUAGAGUCUGAAGAGACCCCACAGGCCAUCCAGCCAUAUUCGAUGCUUAUACGACGAGGAGACGGAGGCGGAGUAGCCUCUUCGGGCCUCCUUGGCUCCCCCUUCGCUUGGCCUUCGAGUGGGCCGGCCUUAGAGCAAGCAGGGCCGGGCCGAGGAUGGCAGCGGCCCGGAGGGGAGGAGCCCAAGGGCCAGGCGGCAGCCAUCCAUCGCUCCUUGGAGCCGGAGCCAACUCGGCGCCGCGGGCUUGCGGCCUAGCUUUCCAGCCGAGGCCUGCCGUUCGCCGGGUAGGCCUCGAUCGUUGCCGUGGCAACGCGGCCUAGUCGUAGGCCUUAACGAAUGUAGGCCUGGGAUGGAAAGGCAACUUGCCUAACCAAGACUACUUUUCCAGGCCUUGCCAUCCACUGGGAUGUUUUUCAUGAACACCUCAGCUUUGGUGGCCCUUCAGCCGAAAUGGGAGCCCUUCUCCCAGUCAAGGAACUAUAGAUAUCCCGUCUGCUUCUCCGAGUCGGAAGACGACCUUCCCCGAUCGGCCGUCAGCACCAAAGUUCAGGUGAUCAUCAACAACCUGCAAAGCGAAGACUCCUCUCUGCACAGCAGCCAUGAAUAUGGCUGCCUCGUGCCAAAGAAACCGAAGGCAGAAAAAAGCCAAAGCCAGAACGUUAGAAGAAGCGAGAGAGUUCUGCAGAAGCGUGACUGUCCAGCCAACUCGGAUGACAUGGAAGUGGAAGAGAGAUCCAAGUUUGGAGCUCUCUUGUUGCCUUCGGACAGCGAUGAUUCGGUGGAUCGAGGCAUAGAGGAGGCCAUCCAGGAGUUCCUGAAGAACAAAGGCUCGAAUGUCCCGCCCUUGCGAAGUGGCGCCUGCGUUUUCCCCGGAAAUGAAGUUGUUCCUGACUCUUUGAAGGAUGGUACCGACCAGUGGGCUGCCUCUCCUUGCAGCGUGAGCAGCGACGAUUCUUUCGAACAAAGCAUAGAGGCGGAAAUCGAGCAAUUUUUAAACGAGAAGAAGCAGCAGCAGCAGGCGAGAAAGGAGACGACAGCUGAGGAGAAGAAGCAACUCGAUCAGAAGGAGACUCAAGAGAAAUGGGUUGUCAGGAGUCAGAGAGGAGGCACCGAGAGAGUGAGCCAAAGCUCUCUGAAGCAGGGAGACAAGGCCUUCUUCUUAAGACAGCGCUCUCAUCUACACAAUAUUGGUACUCGGUGUUUGAAGCCUGAAACUGAGGAAGAACUGGCAGGCUUCAAAACGAGGCAAACACCUUUGGCCAGCCGCUCUCUUUUCCUGGAACAAAGCAGAGAAGGUGAGAAAGGGCAAAAGCUUUGGGAAACCGGAGGAGAACAAAGCAACGACGUAUCCGAUUCAAGUAGCGAUGAUGGUAUUGAGGAAGCCAUUCAGCUUUACCAGCUUGAGAAAAUCAGGAGAGCGUCCGAGUGCCGAACCGCUCGUGUCCCUUUCCAAGCGGAAGAAGAUAUAUCAUCGCGUCUGCUGAUCCAUUCAGUGAAUGCCUUAAGCAGCAAGAGGAGAAAACUCGCCACGAAACCCAAAGAGCUAAGUAGGAUUAGCGGCAUCAGUCUGGACAGUUGCAGAACUCGCGCUCCCGUGGAAAACAGUGUUGCAACAUGUGCGCUUACGCUCCAGGCCUCUUGUCGGGCCGACACCACCGCCGAACUCAUGUGUGCCGAAGCCAUUUUGGACAUUUCUAAAACCAUCUUGCCUCCUCCUGAAGGAAGCAACCCUUUCUUCUGCUCCCGGGAAGCGUCGGCGUCUCAACACGAGAGUGACAAUAAUUCCGUGGACAGUGACGACAGCAUCGAACAAGAGAUCAGGGCCUUUUUGGCUGUCAAAGCACAAACAGAGAGCUUGAUAACGAAAUCUAACACCCAGCACUUCAAGCAGAUUCCCCGUAAACCCUUAAAACUCUCACUGAGUCAUCAGAGGAAACUGAAAGGAGAAAGUAAAAUAGUUAGAAAGACACGGGACAUGCAGCAGACACUGUUAGAGCAGAACCAUAACUACUCAAGAACCAAAAAGGAUGAUUUAAGCAUACUACACAACACUCAAAAAGUGGCUAGAUGCUAUCAGGAUACUAUGGACAUUAGCGGUUCUGUGGAUCCGACAUUACAAGGUUGUGAGAAAAAGUCAAAGCAGAGUCCGCAAAAAUGCGGGUUCGAUGACAAGAGCAGUUCCUUGGACAGCGACGAGGAUCUGGACAUGGCCAUCAAAGAGCUCUUGAGAUCGAAACGAAAGCUCAAGAAGAAGCCCAAAGACACAAGAACUCCGUGCAAGAAGAAGGUCAGGUUUGAUGAGGCCGGAGCACACAUCCUUGGGGGUGAAGAAAGAGACUGCAAAUCCCAAAAGCCUGCCUUGCUCAAGAGUUGCCUUGUGAAUUCCCAAAGGGUUGAAAAUGCGGCUUCUCGGAACGUUGUCAAGGGGAAGCCAAAAGGCACCAAGGCCAUACAGUUUAAAAAAGAUGCCCAAGAGACAUCAAAAAAUAAUAUUUGGAUGGCCACGUCCUUGACAGACGAGAGCAGUUCCAUCGACAGCGAUGACAGCAUUGAGCAGGAAAUUCAGAGGUUUUUGGCAGAGAAGUCUAAAUCUAUAGUAAAUAUAGAUACUCCUGGGUCCAACGGUAUUGUUGGGUGCUUAGGAACUCAUAAAUCCCAGGCAACUGAAGCAAAAUAUCAGCCAUUGCAACGUCAAAGUCAUGCUGUCUCAAAACAGAGAGGGAAAAUGAAGAAAUUGGGACCCCCGACGAUCGACCUGCGGAACUCCCCGAGACCUGAAGAAGAGACUACAGGAAACGGCAAGCGAAUAACAUCCUACGCAUUGAACUCGCAGCAAAUCCAAACAACUGCAGAGUCUGCCCAUCCUGGUAUAGCUGUAAAAAGAACUGAAGAAGGAAGCCAAAUGAUCUGCCAUGAUAAGUUGGGCCAAAGAAGUCUGACACCAGAGAGAAACACAUCCCAAAAACCCCAACUGCAAAACUGCUUUGAGCCUUUGUCUCUGUUCAAAUGUAGUUCAAAUGUGCGAGUUUAAAAUUUCCAGCAAUUUCAUCGCAGGGCUGAACAAUCAGAAUAAGAGACCUACACUUUGGGGGAGAAGCCAGGGCACAGAAUUGCCUUUGCUCCAAAGGCAAGGCGGUGUUUCUUUUGCAAAUUUGGCCGGAGAGGGGUGUGCGAUGACU
Molecule: messenger RNA, 3213 nt
Organism: Anolis carolinensis (green anole)
Lineage: Eukaryota; Metazoa; Chordata; Lepidosauria; Squamata; Anolidae
Gene: ppp1r26
Product: protein phosphatase 1 regulatory subunit 26
Exons: 2
Coding region: 441-3065 (874 amino acids)
Biological process (GO): negative regulation of phosphatase activity
Molecular function (GO): protein phosphatase inhibitor activity
Source: RefSeq, a predicted model, not a curated record